Messenger RNA from Coregonus sp. 'balchen', 6212 nucleotides. Lineage: Eukaryota; Metazoa; Chordata; Actinopteri; Salmoniformes; Salmonidae. The record is from the annotation of a GenBank genome assembly.
AUGUGUAAGGGAUUAACAACACUGCCUGCAACCUGUUUGAAAAGGUAAGAUGGCUAUUUUAGUUGUUUGAGGUUGUUAGCAUGUUGUUUUAGAUCACUAGUAACAGACAUGUAAUACAUGUGAAAUCCUAACAAAUAAAUGAUGUAAUAUCUGUACUGUAAUGGGAGAUUUUCAGACAGUAUUGUAUGUUGAAUACAAGCCUUGUGUGCCAGGCAUCUUGGUUCUGCUAUAAUAAUAGGACACAUGGCUGUGUCUUAAUUAGAUGUUUAUACAUUCUGUAGCCUAACACUAACCACUCAGUCUCCCUUCCCUCAGUGCCAAAGACAUCAAGCACAAGAUUGGCUUUCUGCUCCAUAAGCCUGAGUUUCCACCAGACCAGGAACAUAUCAAAGAGAAGACCAACACUACCAAGAGGUGAGUUUACAGGAGAAUACUGAAACAUUUUAACCUUGAAUGUAUUGAUUGAUUUAUCAUUUAUUUAUGAAGGACAUCAAUAUUAAGGAUCUAUUUUACCAGGGAGACCUGUUGUAUGAGAGCAGCAAACAAACAAUUGAUUCUAAUCAUCAUACAUAAUAUUGAACAACACACCAGAUAUCAUAGAUAAAACAGCAUUCAGAUUCUAUGAAAUGUAUUUAUCACACCAUGGGGAAUGAUACUCUCAAGGCAAUAACCAGUGUGCACGUAGGUAAAUAACUUUAAUGCAGGUUGAAUUGCUGUGUUGGAGUCCUCCCCCUAGGGAACAUCUGCUGUCCCUAAACUAGUUAGCAAAGACAAUCUCCAGCCUGACCUUUCCUUUCAUUAGGACUAAUCUAAUCAAUGCCCUUGCGAUGAAAACAAAUAGAUGCAACCCGAUAAUUGUCUUCACAAUUUCCAGUAAUGCAGUGGUGUAAAGUACUUAUGUAAAAUUACUUUAAAAUACUACUUAAGUUGUUUCUUUGGGGUUUCUGUACUUUACUUUACUCUUUUUUAAACUUUUACUUUUACUUCACUACAUUCCUAAAGAAAAUAAUGUACAUUUUAUCUGACACCCAAAAGUACUCGUUACAUGAUGAAUGCUUAGCAGGACAGGAAAAUUGUCCAAUUCACAUGUGGUCAUCCCUACUGCCUCUGAUCUGGCAGACUCACUAAAUACAAAUGCAUCGUUCGUAAAUUUUAAAAACAAGAAAAUGUUGCUGUCUGCUUUGCUUAAUAUAAGGAAUUUGAAAUUAUGUAUACUUUUACUUUUGAUACUUAAGUAUAUUUUAGCAAUUAAAUGUACUUUUGAUUCUUAUAUAUAUAAGUAUAUUUAGAACCAAAUACUUUUAGACUUUUACUCAAGUAGUAUUUUACUGGGUGACUUUCACUUUUAAUUGAGUAACUUUCUAUUAAGGUAUCUAUACUUUUACUCAAGUAAGAGAAUUGGGUACUUUUUCCAUAAUUGUACUUAUGGAUCAAAACUGUAAAUUGUACUUUUAAUACUUAAUUGACGUAUUUUAGUAUGCUUGGUUACUCAUUAACUCAAAGAGGUGUAUAUGUUACGGUUGAUGCUCAUGGAAAAUACAGUAGCAAAUGUCCUGUUGUAAAGAGCAUUAUGUAAGAUGGUAGAUAUGACAUCUGCAGGUAUCAUUAAAAUACAGGCUGUUAGCAAUAUGCAGGUCAAGAACUGUGGGAUAUCAACACACAACGGAUGUACUGAAAUCCGACUUGGGUUCAAAUACAUCUGUAUUUGAUUAUGUGUUUUUAAAUAAUAAUUUGCUGUGUAUUUGAUUAUUUUCAAUAAUGUGGCCUGAAUCAACUACUUCUAUUGGAAGCAUUUGAAAGUAUUUUCCAUUAAUUUCCUCGAAAUAGCCUACUUUCAAAUACUUAUUUCAAAUACUAUUUUCAAAUACCUGGGUCAAAUGCAUGGGAGUGUAUUUGAGUCAUUGUAUUUGAGUAUUUAUUUUAAAAUACAUGACAAUACUUUCCAAGUGUAUUUCCAAAUACAUUCCAGUAUUUAUUUUAUAUAAUUUUUUUAUUUCACCUUUAUUUAACCAGGUAAGCCAGUUGAGAACAAGUUCUCAUUUACAACUGCGACCUGGCCAAGGUAAAAAAAGCAGUGCGAUAAAAACAACAACACAGAGUUACAUAUGGGGUAAACAAAACAUAAAGUCAAAAAUACAACAGAAAAUAUAUAUACAGUGUGUGCGAAUGUAGUAAGUUAUGGAGGUAAGGCAAUAAAUAGGCCAUAGUGCAAAAUAGUUACAAUUUCGUAUUAACAAUGGAAUGAUAGAUGUGCAAAAGAUGAUGUGCAAAUAGAGAUACUGGGGUACAAAUUAGCAAAAUAAAUAACAAUAUGGGGAUGAGGUAGUUGGAUGGGCUAAUUACAGAUGGGCUGUGUACAGGUGCAGUGAUCGGUAAGCUGCUCUGACAACUGACGCCUAAAGUUAGUGAGGGAGAUAAGAGUCUCCAGCUUCAGAGAUUUUUGCAGUUCGUUCCAGUCAUUGGCAGCAGAGAACUGGAAGGAAUGGCGGCCAAAGGAGGUUUUGGCUUUGGGGAUGACCAGUGAGAUAUACCUGCUGGAGCGCAGACUACGGGUGGGUGUUGCUAUGGUGACCAGUGAGCUAAGAUAAGACGGGGAUUUGCCUAGCAAAUUAUAGAUGACCUGGAGCCAGUGGGUUUGGCGACGAAUAUGUAGUGAGGGCCAGCCAACAAGAGCGUACACGUCACAAUGGUGGGUAGUAUAUGGGGCUUUGGUGACAAAACGGAUGGCACUGUGAUAGACUACAUCCAAUUUGCUGAGUAGAGUGUUGGAAGCUAUUUUGUAAAUGACAUAGCCGAAGUCAAGGAUCGGUAGGAUAGUCAGUUUUACGAGGGCAUGUUUGGCAGCAUGAGUGAAGGAGGCUUUGUUGCGAAAUAGGAAGCCGAUUCUAGAUCUAACUUUUGAUUGGAGAUGCUUAAUGUGAGUCUGGAAGGAGAGUUUACAGUCUAACCAGACACCUAGGUAUUUGUAGUUGUCCACAUACUCUAGGUCAGACCCGCCGAGAGUAGUGAUUCUAGUCGGGUGGGCGGGUGCAAGCAGCGUUCGGUUGAAGAGCAUGCAUUUAGUUUUACUAGUGUUUAAGAGCAGUUGGAGGCUACGGAAGGAGUGUUGUAUGGCAUUGAAGCUUGUUUGGAGGUUUGUUAACACAGUGUCCAAUGAAGGGCCAGAUGUAUACGAAAUGGUGUCGUCCACAUAGAGGUGGAUCCGAGCGUCACCAGCAGCAAGAGCAAUAUCAUUGAUAUACACAGAGAAUAGAGUCGGCCCAAGAAUUGAACCCUGUGGCACCCCCAUAGAGACUGCCAGAGGUCCAGACAACAGGCCCUCCGAUUUGACACGUUGAACUCUAUCUGAGAAGUAGUUGGUGAACCAGGCGAGGCAGUCAUUUGAGAAACCAAGGCUAUUUAGUCUGCCAAUAAGAAUGCGGUGGUUGACAGUCUCGAAAGCCUUGGCCAGGUCGAUGAAGACGGCUGCGCAGUACUGUCUUUUAUCGAUCGCGGUUAUAAUAUUGUUUAGGACCUUGAGCGUGGCUGAGGUGCACCCAACUACUUGUCUUUAAAGAUAGAUAAUAUCUGAAUACUUACUUCGAAAUGUAUGUGAAAGUAAUUGAAGAGUUUCAUUCCAUUUUCAGAAAUGUUGGCAAAUUAGCUUUUAUUCUUUAAAAAACGUAUAAAAGAGAUUGAUGUGUUUUUUCACCAUCUAAUUAUGGGAUUGGUUGUUCAAUGACAGACGUAUUUGUUUGAAAUCUAUCACUUGAUAGUUUCAUUUCAGAGAGACAAAUAAUCAUGUUUUGUUGCAAAAUGCUAUACAUCCGCCUCACUCUCAGGAGGAAUAAGUAGUACUGCUAGGUUUUACACAGUCAAAUGUAAUAAAUAAAUAUCAAUAUUAUAAAUUUUUAUUUUUAUGAAUCAAUAUAGUAAAAUGAAAUCUAUAUGAAAAAUAUUUACAUUUGACAUUUUAGUAUUUUAGCAGAUGCUCUUUUUCAGAGUGACUUACUUACAGUUAGUGCAUCCAUCUUAAGAUAUCUAGGUGAGACAGCCACAUAUCACAGUCAAAUACAGAAUAUUAACAUUCCAUUCCAGCUAUACAAUAGAUAUAUAGUGUUUUACAACAAAACCCAGUUUAAUAAACAUCUAAAAUCUAUUGAAUAAAAAUAUGAGAACAGUAAUAUUUUACAAACACAUGAAGGUACCCAUGAGCAAUCAUUUCUGACGAAAAAACACAAAUGUGAAAUUGGUGGAUAUAGUGUUUUGGAAUAAAACUCUUCAUUUGAGAUAUUUCAAAUAGUAUUUGAACCCAGGUCUGAUUGAAAUAUUGGUUAUUGUUAAUCCCAGUAUACAGGUGUAUUAAUGAUGCUCUUUCUCUGGUUUUAGAGUUUCACCUGCUGAUGUAGAGAAAUGGAAACAGUCCUUCAACAACCUGAUGAAUAGUGAAGGUGAGUUUGUCACAAAUCGAAGGAGGCAUUGUAUGGAUACAUUUAUGUAAUUUAGCAGACACUCUUAUCCAGAGCAACAUACAGGAGGAUUUAGGGUUAAGUGCUCAAGGGCACAUCGACAGAUUUUUCACCUAGUCGGCUUGGGGAUUCGAACCAGCGACCUUUUGGUUACUGGCCCAAUGCUCUUAACCACUAGGCUACCUACCGCCCUACUACUGUAGAGUUGGGUAGUCUAUCUUGCUCAAAUGCGCUCAAAUGUGAAAACAUCUUCGAUAAUGGGAUGGUGGUUUACUGAAUUAAAAAGUUGUACAAAAAAAUAUUUGAAUGAAGCUCUCUGCUGCCCCUUGUGUAGAACUCCUAAUCCUCUGUCAAAACUCUGCCACUACCUAUUACCAACCCACAACACUAAUGUUACACCACAAUACAGGACUACAUGUCUUCAAACACUCUAACUUGAGUGACAAUCAUAUCUCCCUCUCCCUUGUCUCUCUGACCCCUGUCUCUCUGUUUAAGAGACUAUCAUGAUGCCUGUGUGGGCUGUAGUGUACUUGGCUGUGGGUUGUUGGGGACUUUACAUGGCUCUUCGGCUGUGUUCUCAUGCUCUGGUCAUGUGCUACGUGUCUGUAGGCAAUGCUUGGUGGCCCCUGAGGGCCUGCUGCUCUGCACCCUCUCUCUCUCUCUGUGUGUGUGUGUGUGUGUGUUUGUGUGUGAGCUUACUGAUGGUCCCUGUGGUGUCAGGCUUUCUGUGGGGACACAGAGCAGGAGCAACGGCCUCCUGAGAACCAUCCUAGCCUUGACCUCAAACAUUCCACAGUUUCCUCCAUGACUCCCUUCAGAGGGGUGCUCUCUGUUUCUCUCUUUAGGAGCAUUUCAUUAGGAGCAUAAUAGUGUGUAGCUUCAUAUCAAUCACUCAACCCAGCACCCAGAUUGACCUGACUAAUCUAUCCUCAUUCUCUCUCUCUUUGUCUGUCUAUCAGCUGGCCGUACAGUGUUCACUACCUUCCUGAAGGCAGAGUUCAGCCAGGAGAACAUGGAGUUCUGGAAAGCUUGUGAGGAAUACAAAACGUCAGCUCCAAAAAAGAUGGCAGCUAAAGCCAAACAGAUCUAUGACCAGUACAUCGAGGCAGACUCUCUUAACGAGGUAAAAUGGAAAUAAAAAUAGGCUUAAACCUUCCCUUGGUAAUCUCUGCUAUACCGACAUGGUUUUAUUCAAAGGCAGUAUUCUGUGUUACACAGACCUGUUGGAGUCAUAAUACACUUAUGAGUAAUGACCCGGCUCUUUCAAUACAUCGGUUUUCUCCAUUAAAAGCUUUUAAUAAUCCUGCAUGAGUGCCUUUGACAUGGAUUCUGAUAACACUUAAUACAUCCUGUUGAUGUAUCCUCUUUUUCCUCUUUAACGAUUCCCACUUUCUAAAAGCACCUGUGGUUGUUCCUUUGAGAUUGCCGUUUUUGAUUUUUAUAGCGCUUCUUAUGGCACCUUUUGUAGAUACAGUAUCCUUGUUGUAUUGCAUUACUUAUAUAUCUCCAUUUCCCUUUCCCUUUCAGGUGAACUUGGACUCAGCGACGCGAGAGGAGACCAGACAGAACCUGUCUAAUGCCGGCCCAUUCUGUUUCGACGAAGCACAGCAGAAGAUCUUCACUUUGAUGGAGAAAGACUCAUACAGAAGGUUCCUCUAUUCCAAACUGAUCCAGGAUCUGUCCCCAUUGCCCACAACCACCCCACUCAGUGCUAUGGAGAAGAGGGGUGGGAAGAGAGGCUGUUCUGAGAACAGUGGUGCAUAG